UCUUUCUUUCUUUUUUAUUUUUUUAUCCAGCCUGUUAGCAGGGUUAUGAGAAGAAGCUCAGAAAGGAACCCUGCCAGGGGCCGCCACCACCAGCAUGAGGUGCCCAGUCAUCCAAACUGGUGAAGUGAGAAAAACAGAAUUCAGCUUUCAAGGUGCAUUUCAAGCAAUUGGCUUGUGGGACUUUGAGAGAUGCUGCUGCCCGUGACAUGUUGGAAUUAUCAUGAUCAACUACUCGGUUUGGAUUUCACCCAGUGGCCAAGAGCUUUGUGUGAUAGACAGCAAGGUUUGGAUUUUUAAAAAGAGUAAACCAGAAAGAGUGCAAAUCCAUUGGUUCCUGCCAGGGUUGGGACUUCCGGCUUCAAGCUCAAGUUCACUUAUGUCCUUCAAAGAACUUGGGCAACCCCUGGCCUGUGACCAAGGUGUAGACUAAGAAGUGGAGUCAUGCUUCACACGGCCGUAUCAUGCUGGCAGCCAUUCCUGGGUCUGGCUGUGGUGUUAAUCUUCAUGGGAUCCACCAUUGGCUGCCCUGCUCGCUGUGAGUGCUCUGCCCAGAACAAAUCUGUUAGCUGCCAUAGAAGGCGGCUGAUUGCCAUCCCAGAGGGUAUUCCCAUCGAGACCAAAAUCUUGGACCUGAGCAAAAACAGGUUGAAAAGCGUCAACCCAGAAGAAUUCAUAUCAUACCCCCUUCUAGAGGAGAUAGACUUGAGCGACAACGUCAUCGCCAAUGUGGAACCCGGAGCAUUUAACAAUCUCUUUAACCUGCGUUCCCUCCGUCUGAAAGGCAAUCGCCUGAAGUUGGUUCCUUUAGGAGUAUUCACAGGACUGUCCAACCUCACUAAGCUGGACAUUAGUGAGAAUAAGAUCGUCAUUUUACUGGACUACAUGUUUCAGGAUCUGCAUAACUUAAAGUCUCUAGAAGUAGGGGACAAUGAUUUGGUUUAUAUAUCACACAGGGCCUUCAGCGGGCUUCUCAGCUUGGAACAGCUCACCCUGGAGAAGUGCAACCUAACAGCAGUACCAACAGAAGCCCUUUCCCACCUCCGCAGCCUCAUUAGCCUCCAUCUGAAGCAUCUGAAUAUCAACAAUAUGCCUGUGUAUGCCUUUAAAAGAUUAUUCCACCUGAAACACCUAGAGAUUGACUAUUGGCCUUUACUGGAUAUGAUGCCUGCCAAUAGCCUCUAUGGCCUCAACCUCACAUCCCUUUCCAUCACUAACACCAAUCUGUCCACUGUACCCUUCCUUGCCUUUAAACACCUGGUAUACCUGACACACCUUAACCUCUCCUACAAUCCCAUCAGCACUAUUGAAGCAGGCAUGUUCUCUGACCUGAUCCGCCUCCAAGAGCUUCAUAUAGUAGGGGCCCAGCUCCGCACCAUUGAACCCCACUCCUUCCAAGGGCUCCGCUUUCUUCGCGUGCUCAACGUAUCUCAGAACCUGCUGGAAACUUUGGAAGAGAACGUCUUCUCCUCCCCUAGGGCUUUGGAGGUCUUGAGCAUUAAUAACAACCCACUGGCCUGUGACUGCCGUCUCCUUUGGAUCCUGCAGCGACAGCCCACCUUACAGUUUGGUGGCCAGCAGCCCAUGUGUGCUGGCCCAGACACUAUCCGUGAGAGGUCAUUCAAGGAUUUCCACAGCACUGCCCUUUCUUUUUACUUUACCUGCAAAAAACCCAAAAUCCGUGAAAAGAAGUUGCAGCAUCUGCUAGUGGAUGAAGGGCAGACGGUCCAGUUAGAAUGCAGUGCCGAUGGAGACCCACAGCCUGUGAUUUCCUGGGUGACACCCCGAAGGCGUUUUAUCACUACCAAGUCCAAUGGAAGAGCUACUGUGCUGGGCGAUGGCACCCUAGAAAUCCGCUUUGCCCAGGAUCAGGACAGCGGGCUGUAUGUUUGCAUUGCUAGCAAUGCCGCUGGGAAUGACACCUUCACAGCCUCCUUGACUGUGAAAGGGUUUGCCUCAGACCGCUUUCUUUACGCAAACAGGACCCCUAUGUACAUGACUGACUCCAAUGACACCAUUUCCAAUGGCACCAAUGCCAAUACUUUUUCCCUGGACCUUAAAACAAUACUGGUAUCCACAGCCAUGGGCUGUUUCACAUUCCUGGGAGUGGUUUUAUUUUGUUUUCUCCUCCUCUUUGUGUGGAGCCGAGGGAAAGGCAAGCACAAAAACAGCAUUGACCUUGAGUAUGUGCCCCGAAAAAACAAUGGUGCUGUUGUGGAAGGGGAAGUGGCUGGACCCAGGAGGUUCAACAUGAAAAUGAUUUGAGGGUCUACCACUCACACUACUGUCUCUGUUAUUGUUGGUAAUCAGUUAAGAGUCUGGCACAGUAAAUCACUAGGUUAAGAGGGCAGCUUUGUACAGCUGCCCCUGUGUCAAUGCAGGGUCCACGGAAAUAGGAGGACUUCUUAUGGAGCCUCUCCAUCUAGAGGCAGGCAGGCAUAUGUCAGAGCCCUUCACAUGGUGGGAUACUAAUUGUUUGCAUUGCAAAUAUUGGCAUUCUGGGGAUCUCAGUAAUGAACCUGAACCUUUGGCUCAUGCUCAUGGACAAUUAUUCAGCAUUUUCUACCACUGCAAAAACAAAUGAAAAAAUAAGAACAACCUACAGUGUAGGAUUUACAUAUUAAAAAGACACAUUUGUCUAAAACAUAAUCUACAGAAAAAUUUGUAUCUAUGAUUAUCAUUUGUUAAAAGCCUUGCAUCAUACCAUAUUGUUGGUUCAGCACCAAAAAGAGAUCAAUAUAUUCUUUACUUUUUUUUUAAACAUAUAUGCUGUAUAUGUUUUAAAGCAAUAUGAAUGAGAGGUUGUGCUUUUAGUUACUCACCACUAUAGAUCCAAGUGUGAUUUCACCUUCCUCUACCUACAGAUAAGCCUGAGACUAGAUCCCUGGAGUUAUGGCGGAGAUGUGUUGAGAGAUGUGUUUGUCUGAUGUAGGAUGCCAACAAACAGGACCCAAGGCAAAACUGCUCAACUCUGUUAACUUCUGUUACUAUAAAUAAAGGCAUGUGCCUAGUUUUGAUACAGAAUGGAAUAUUUUUUAUACUUGUAAUAUCACACUGGACCAGUUUACUGUAACAAUGCCCUUGGUUUCUCCACAAGGUGGUGUGCCACCAGAUGUACCUGUAAAAUGCAAGGUAGGUGUUAUUAAUGAAAAUAAUCCAUUUAACCACCCCUUGAUUUUACUUUCACCAGUCACUGCUAAUGAAUAGAAAAAUGAAAGAGGAAGUAAAGAUUCUAUAAAAUCAUUGGGUAAUAUUUACCAGUAGGUGAGAUCAAUAGUUCUGUUGUUCAAAAGCUCUCUGAGUAAGGAGGUCUUCUCCAAUGCCAACAUAAACCAGGGUGAUCCAUGCAUAACAUGAUAGUCAUGCAACUAAGGAUCUGCUUAAAAUGUGAUUGCUGCGUGAAGGCUGGACUGCUACUUUAAAGGGAACAUCCAGCCACUGCCACUAUGAUGUUCUCUAUUCAAAUACCAUACACAUCACAUUACCUUGACAACUUCAGAGUUUUACCCUGCUUCCCUAGCAAGUAGAUUUUCAAAAAAUUAUCUUGUGUAGACAAGAGGGAUCUGUUUAUUAUUAGAGGUGAGAAAAUACAAGGUGGAUUGGAAAACAUUUUUUUUCUCCACUAAGGAAAAACUAAGAUUAUAUAUGUGAAACUGUGCUGAUUCUUUUAUUUCCUGAUCUAAGGAUAUUUGCCAGUUCAGUUGGUAUUAAUGAUUGUUACUCAAACAUUUCAGUUUUCACUUCCAUUUAAAAAAAUGUUGAAUGAAUGACUUUCAAAACAUAUAUUCAUAAGAUAUGAGAAGCCAUUGAAUUUAGACUAUUUGUGAAAUGUCAGAUCAAUAUUAACAAAUAGGAAAUUUCCACAUUUUCAUAUUUUAAGAGGAAUUUGAAGCAAGGUCCCUGUUUGAAUUCAACAUGAGCUGGCAAAGUUCUCUGGGAUUUCCUACCUGACAUGUCAGCUGGGGGUCUGACUUUCAAAGGUCUGGAUUUUUUUUUUUUCAGUAUUUGAAAUUUUGAGGAACUUCAAUAAAAUUAAAUUGAACCCCCCACACCAAAAGUAUCAAGUUCAGAAAUUGUUUUUCCAAUUGGAUAGCAACACAGUAAAACCCAUUUCUCUUUUAAUAAAGGGUAGAAUGAGAUAGAAAGACUGAAGAAUUAACCUGUUUGAGUCAUAUUUCAUUGGCUUUCCUAGUGAUCAUAAAAAAUCUUUUAGAAAUUCCUUUUCCAUUUGUGACAUUAUUUAGAGCUAACAAUAUAAAUCAGAUUGUGUAUUCUAUCAAAAUUCAACUCUUACAAAUCAGUGGGUCCUUUCAAAUUAAAAAAUAAUAAUAAUAAAGUGGAGGGUUAGUCUUCCAAAAGAGAAACCACUUAAUUUUAAUUUUGCAACAUUAUAUAAAACAAGUUCUUAACAAACUAGAGUGUGCAAGCAAAAACAUUGAAAAAAAUAAUAAAAGGGCUUGUGAUUUUAACUGCUAUUUUUUAUCAAAAGCUGACCAUAAAACACCUGAAUGAAAUAAAAUUGGAUUAAAGGUAGCCCAUCUAUGAGAAGAUUUAGAUAUUAGUCCAUUCAAAGAAGAGAGAUUGAACUCUCUCAGGGAUUUCCACACUCUGAUCUGUAGAACAGUUACAAUAUUACUAAGCAUUCUUCCAAAAGAGUCCCAUGGACAAAGUUAGGCAAAUGAGGUCCAACAUCUAUGUAAGCCUAAUAAAUACCCUAUAAAGCCUAUAAAAAGAAUUACAUUUAAUAAUUUUUACCUGGGGGUAGGCAUUAACUUAUUUGAACCUGAAGGAUUUCUUUUCCUGAUUAACUGUUAACGUCUUCAAAACCUAGUUUCAUGGAACCCCAAAUGGUCAACAUUCCAGUACUCCAUUGAAAUAUUCCUAGGUCCAAUGUUUCUAAUAAGAGUAAAAUUAUAGUUUGAAUUGGGCUUCAACUACAACAAAUAUAUAUGCCACCUGCCUAAGUGUUCAGACCAUGGAAGUACAUUGACCAAUAUUGCAGGAAAGGGGCUACUUACUGCCUGAAGCAUUGUUGCAAUGAAUUUAUAAGUAACUGAAUGGACACUUAACUUUUCUACAUUCUCACUACUGGUACAAAUCUUGGGUUCCUUUUUCUGCAAAGCUCUGGCAUUCCAUUGACUGUAACUCUGGGGCUUUAUUAUCCAGCUUUACAAAGGGAUUGCAUGAUUUUUUUCCUUUAUGGCUACUUAUUAACCCUUUGCUACAUCCUGGUAGAGAAUAAUUGCUUAGACCAGCAUGUGGGCCACCUUUUCCCUUUAGAUAUUAUAUCUGAGUUAUUUUUCUUCCUAGAGGGUUUGUUUCAAAAUAAUUUAUAAAGAAAUACAGUUGUUUGGCUGGGCAUUUUGUUCUAGAUUUAUCAGUACUCUAUAUGUAAGUAAGCCUUUUCAGAGAAAUAUUUAUUUUCUGUACCCAUUAAAUCUAUAAAAGAAAAAAAUUCCCUGACUAGAGCCCUAAUGUUCUAAGAGACUUGACGCAUGGGCCCAAAUGUCUGAAAUACAUAUUACUUAGAGUAAGAGAAGCAAGUUUGCUUAAUAUGUUCUUAGUAGAGAAUUUCUACUUUUUCAAAUUCUCAUAAUACUUGCUCUUCUAGCCUGUUUUCAUCUUCACUGCAUUUAUAAUCACAAGCUUUUCAAAUAUUCUCAAAGUGUGAAAAAUGUGAACCAGGACUCACUAAGACCUCUUACUUCCUAGUUCCUGAGAUCCUUCGUCAGAACUCUGAUUUUGCUCAACUUUCUCAGAAAAGUUGUUUACCACCAACUCUCCAGUGGUACAAAGGCAUUCCAGGUGUAUUCUUCAGUAUUUAGGCUAUAUUAUUUUCUCAUUGUUCUGCCAAGAAUUCUUUUUCUCAGUUCUCCCAGGAUUCCAGAAGUGACAAUCUUUUGUGACUCUUUUAAAAAGGACUAUUUAAAUCUCACCUGCAUUGAAGGCUGCCUUUUGUCACUUUCCAUUAUUCAAAUAGGAAGAAAUGUAUUUUUUAUAUUAGAAAUACAAAAAAAGAAGAUAAAGUGAGUAGAGCCCCAUGUAAAUUAUCUUAUACUUCCAGGGUCUCCCUUCAUCUCUGAGUCAAGACGUUUGUUUUAUCUUCAGGGGCUGUGCUCCAAAGCUGUUCAGCAACACAGAAUGUGUCUUGAGGCUUCCUAGGAAAUGAAAAAAAAAAAAAAAAAAAGAAGAAGAAGAAGAUCAUUUUCAGCCUCUAAAGCUAAGUCCUGACAAAAAAUAUCAAGAAUUCAAAGAAACGAUGGAAGGAGGCACUGGGAUCUCUUUUACUCUAGCUCCUUUAUUGCUAAUUUUUAUAGUUAUCUUCUAAAUGAAGAAUCAGAGCCUAUGCUCUUUUUUAAACUUUCAUUGGUAGCUAUUUUUAUCCUCUAUGUCCUGGCCACCUAUACCUCACUUGAAAUUCCAAAUGGAUUUUGAGGCAUGUGAACUGGUCACAAAACCUUUAGGGCCAAAGCCAUUCAUCCUACUUGGUACUUAGAUAAAGAUCUAUCAUCUUGAUUAUUGAAAUUAACAUUCCUCAUUAGACUACUCCAUCAUGUGCCUGGUUAUUUCCAUUGAUAUCUCUCCAUUGACUUUGGGAGCUCUAUUCAACUUCUUUUGGCUAAAGCCCUUGAUAUUUUCUCAUUGAAGAGUUUUGGAGUUAUUCUGCCUUUGUAUACAAAAAAAAAUCUUUAAGGGAUGAAAUAUUAUUUGACUUACUGAGUUAGAAUUUCAUAUUUUGGUUAGGCAACAGAGGUGUUUUCUGUUAUUUGGCAAACAUUUGACAUCUUUUGCUGACAAUCUCCUUUUUCCCUUCAAAGCCAUUUCCAAGAGAGCCUUCUCAUUUGUAUUCCAGCAAAGUGUAACUCCUGGGAAAAGAGUUUUGCAACAUAGUUCUGCAGGAUGAAAUGAGAGCUGGUUAGCUGUGAUCUUUAGCAAGGUCUGCCUAAUGAACACUGGAUCCAAGAGCUGUUAAGUCUAGAUUUACAAGGUUUAGCUAAGAAAAUCAGUUGUAAAUCAACAAUGAAUGGCAGGUUUUCAAUUCUGAAGUCAGUUUUUGGAGCAGCAAAAGGAGCUGCAUAUUUUCUCAAAAUCCAUGAGGACUGGAAACUCCUUAUCUUGCGUGAGCUUUUCAACAGAUGGCCUAUGGUAACAUGUUGGCAAAAAACAACAAAAGACAAGAUUAAAAUGUACGUUAAAGAUUUAUUUUUCUAAGAGGACUGGUGCUGAUGUUCUUCUUUCCAAAUAUGGAAAUCAGAUCAGGAUAAGCUUACUUGUACCCCAAUUGCCCUCUUUAAUUUGUCAAGGUCUGUAAUACCCCUUCUCCUUCCCCACCCCCAGUUCCCUGGAAAAAGUCCUGAAUGGGAAGAAGGCAAAUAUCAGGGACUACAGUAGAUACCCUUAUCCUUGAGGGACAGGUUCCAAGAUACCAGUGGAUGCCUGAAGCCACACUAUUGAAUGCUCUCUAUAUUGUGUUUAUUUUUUCCUAUAUGUACCUGUUGACAAAAUUUAAUUUAUAAACUAGGCUCAAUAGAAGUUUAACAGUGCUAAUAAUAAAACAGAACAAUUAUAACAAUAUACUCUAAUAAAAGCUAUAGGGAUGUGCAUGUUCCACCACCCUACAAAUAUACGUUCACUAUUUUCAGACCAAGGUUGACCUUGGGUAACUGAAACAAUCAAAAACCAAAACCAACCAUGGAUAAGGAGGAACCACUGUGCUAAUUCCCCAGAGAGAGCCCAGAGAGAGAGGGGGAGGGGGGAAGCUUUGUAUUCCUGUCUCUCCUGAUGCCACAAUUGAAAUCAUCCUUCAUUCUCCAGCCUGCCUGCUCAACCUCCGCCACCUCUGAGCUGCUGUCAUGCCUCAUCAAUGAGUGUUCUUCUAGGGAUAAGUCUUCUUUCAUUGGUACGAGGAAAUUCUUGGGUAAUUGUUAAACUGGAAAUUGCUUAAAAAAAAAAACCCUCUAGCCUAUCUUCUAUAACACUUUAAAAGUUAAGACUUACCAUUCACAUAAUCACAAGCUGACAGCAAUCUGCAGGUUGAGUGAAUCUGAUUUUUUCUCUUCCAGAAGCAGGUGGGUUGAUAUAAUGCCAGCCUAAAAUAGAAAGAUUUAUUUAUAGCUUCAGCAGAAUGAGAAAAGAGCUGGAUUAAUCAAGAGAGUACUUCUUUUUUUUUUUUUUAAGGAAGCCUCUAUGUUUAAUAUGCUAAAUAGCCAUUAGAAGAAAACAAAAAUGCAAAUUCAUGUUCUCUAAAUUGGUUAACUAUUCUGAUUCCAAUAAAGUUCAAAUGGUAACUGUCCAUAUUGAAAAUGGAUCAAAGAUUUUGUACCAGAUCUAAUAGGAAAAAGCGGGGGGAAAAAAAGCAGAAAUUUAAUUGCCUAAUAACUUUCUUCAUUUAUUGCACACCUCCUAUUCUAAAUUGCUUUAAUAUCUUUAAUCUACACUGCAAUAUAAUCAAUACAAUCUACAAUGUAAUCAAUAACAAGAAGAUUUACUCAAACUUGCAAAAAAUUCUCUCAUCCCUUACAACCACGUAUGUCCAACAAAUACCAAUUCAUAUAUAUAUCUGACAGCAAGAGAUUGAAACUGAAUCAUGAACGAAUUGCAUAGGUUGGAAGAAAUCAUGCUCUUUUCCUUCCCAGUUGUAAAUUCAGGUGCACCAUACAUACCUGGUCACUUCACACACAAGACAACUGUCUUCACAUGUUUUCUCCAUAAGGUAUGGAAUGCCCCAAAUCAUAACCAAUUAAAAGGCUAUUGUUUAUAUAUACAUAUAUAAAUAUGUGGGGGAGGGUGGUUUGAUUUAAGUAUUUAAGAUGUAACUGUUUUAAAAGCUGAUAAGUUUGAGCAGGAGGAAAAGAAAAUAUGCGUGUCUGUAUUUUUCUUUAAUGUCUUUAUCAAAAUCUUAUUAUAGGAAUAUCCCAUGAUUGGAGUUUCUAACCAACAACCUAACAAAAUUUUCUUAAAUGCCUGAUAGCUUGUUUCUGGUUUCAAAAAAAUGAGUGCUAAAGACAAAAUAAUUUGAUUUAGGAUUAUGUCUCAUUGACUGUUAUUGGGUAAUUGUUGUGGGUAUGUUGUUGGGUUUUUUUAUUUUUUAACAUGUAAAAACAAGUUGACUUAUUAACAUGUGAAAAAAGUUAGAAAACAUGUUUUCUUUGCUGAUGAAAAGGGCUUAAGCAUCUGACAUCUCAAAUCUUUUGGGGUAUUAUUAAGAAAUGAAAUGUAAUAAAAGACAAUUGGAGUCAC
Ictidomys tridecemlineatus (thirteen-lined ground squirrel) is the source of this 9237-nucleotide messenger RNA. NCBI's taxonomy places the organism in Eukaryota, Metazoa, Chordata, Mammalia, Rodentia, Sciuridae. The record is from RefSeq and is a predicted model, not a curated record.